Molecule: messenger RNA, 744 nt
Organism: Malania oleifera
Lineage: Eukaryota; Viridiplantae; Streptophyta; Magnoliopsida; Santalales; Ximeniaceae
Exons: 3
Coding region: 1-744 (247 amino acids)
Molecular function (GO): protein dimerization activity
Source: RefSeq, a predicted model, not a curated record
AUGCGUUAUAAGGAAAACUUCCUUGAUUGUAAAAAAGUGAAGAAAGGAUUAUUUGAAUGCAUGAAUAGAAUGUUGACAUAUGAGGAGAGGCUAGCAACAGACAUCCAAUUGGAUUUGUUUGAUAAUGCACGAGGGGAUUUUGGGACUCGAGUGGCUGUUGACUUUAGAAUGUUGAGAAACUCAGCUAAUUGGUGGAAAUGUUUUGGGACAAAGACCCCGAAAUUGAUGAACUUUGCUAUUCGUGUUCUUAGCCUGAUAUGUAGUGCUAGUGCAUGUGAGAGGAAUUGGAGCACAUUUGAGCAGAUUCAUACAAAAAAGAGGAAUAGAUUAGAGCACAAGAGAUUGAAUGCUCCAGUUUACGUCAAGUACAACACCAAACUGAGGGAGAGAGCUAUAAGAAAAAUACAAAAUUAUGAUCCAAUAUUGGUGCCAGAAUUAGUUUCAGAUGAUGAAUGGAUCACAGAAAAGGAAGAAUCUAUCCUCCCAAAAGAUACUUCUUGGGUUGAUGAUGAAAAUGUCCUAGAUGUUGAUGCUAUUAGAGCUUUGCCCGUGGUACCUCUUGAAGGAGAUGAUGCUCAAGCAACACAAGCUUUUGGCACUCAAGACAAAGGCAAGGGGCCAACAUUGGAAACAAUUGAGGAAGACAAUGAUGUUGAAGUGGGAGAGGAAUAUAUUACUGGAAGGACUCCUAUUUAUUAUGAUGAAGAUGAGGACGUUGAUGAAGAUCUUGAUAUUUCCCUCUGA